UCCCCAGGCAACCACGGUAACGCCGGUAUGGACCCGGGGAGCUUCCGUUGCAAGCUCGACCCUAAGCUCACGGAGAAGGACCUGCCCUUCUUCAUCCCGGACAUCCAGGGCACCUGGGGUUCGGCCUGCGGGCGGAACCGCGGCGUUUUCGUCGUCGAGCCUCCCGAUGGCCACACCUACGAUUGCGGCAACAUGCCUGCCGAUUGGGGGGUGUCUAACGCCGCCGACAUCGCUAACCUGACCAAGACCAAGCCGGCCGUCGCCCUGAAGGCCUACGGUAACUUCGUCGAUGCUGUCUACAACACCACCAUCGGGAAAACCGCGGAGGCCUGCGACUUCGACGGGCUGACGGUCCUCACGUGCGGAAGGGAAGAGCCGUGGAGAACCGCCCCAUGGUACGACCAGCUCAAGGCGCCCAUCCGGGCAGUUAACAUCGGCGGUCUGUUCGUGCUGGAGCGUUGGAUUGUGCCCACCUUUACCUCUUGGGGGGAUGAGAGCGGCAUCCGCGACCAGCACUCUUUCAGCGAGAAGUGUGGAGAGCU
Ectocarpus sp. CCAP 1310/34 is the source of this 542-nucleotide messenger RNA. NCBI's taxonomy places the organism in Eukaryota, Phaeophyceae, Ectocarpales, Ectocarpaceae. The record is from the annotation of a GenBank genome assembly.